CCCAUGUCUACAAUCUGAAACAAACACAAUCCAAAGUAUCAGUUCUGCUAUCUUCUUCCCACCCUCCCCUGUUUCUCUAGCUUCAGUACUCCUGCCAUGGCUUUUGUUGCCACGGCAUCUGGACACAUCUUUGGCAUAUUAGCCUUAAUUCUCUUGUUAGCAUGGCUUAUACAUUUCCGUGGUGGAAUUGAUCUUAAUUCUUCUGAUGCUGCACACAUAUUCAAUGUACACCCAUUUCUUAUGUACUUUGGUUUCGUCUUCUUUGCUGGUGAAGCGAUUAUGGCCUACAAGACAGUACGUGUAGACUGGAAGGCUCAGAAAUUUGUUCACAUGUCUCUUCAUGUUAUCGCAAUUGUACUCGGGAUUGUCGGAAUCUAUGCUGCCUUCAAGUAUCACAAGCAGCAAGGGAUAGCAAAUAUGUAUAGCUUGCAUUCUUGGCUCGGCCUGGGAACCUUUAUCAUAUAUGGUUUGCAGUGGAUUUUUGGGUUCUUCUACUUCUGGGUUCAAGGAGCUGAUGCAUCAGCAAGGAGAUCAUAUGCCAUCUGGCAUAUAUUUUUUGGUAGAGUUCUUCUAUACAUGGCAAUAUGCACAGCAGAGAGUGGUUUGAUGCAAUCAUCAACCCUUUUGGGGCUAGGAGCUGGCACUGAAUCUCGGAUUGUCAACUUUGCUGGAUUGGCAAUUCUUCUCUUUGGCAUUUCUGCGGAUCUCGCAAUUGCACCUAUACCAGAUGCCUUUUAAUUUAUUUCUUCUUCUUCUUCAUCUUCCCCUUUCCAUACCCUCCAACCCUAAUUUGAUUGUGGUUUGUCAAUAAUUUUACUUUUUGUAAGGAUAUGAUACUGCAUCCAUUGGAGGAUGGGAUUUUCAUACUUCCUGACCUAUGAGGAAGUAGUAGAGUGAUGUGAUUUAUGGGAUUUUUUUAAUUUUAAUUUUUUGCUUUGGAGAAUAUAUUAUACUUGCUUCAUGCGAUUAAAAAGGGUGUGUUGGUAUUUAUAAAGCUCAUCUAACUUGAUUAUUGUUCCA
Macadamia integrifolia is the source of this 1020-nucleotide messenger RNA. RefSeq names its product probable transmembrane ascorbate ferrireductase 3. Lineage: Eukaryota; Viridiplantae; Streptophyta; Magnoliopsida; Proteales; Proteaceae. The record is from RefSeq and is a predicted model, not a curated record. Gene Ontology annotation, molecular function: oxidoreductase activity. The coding region runs from base 97 to 738 and encodes 213 amino acids. The transcript has 4 exons.